AAGCGAUGCCCACCCCCGGUCAAACCCUCAUGGCGCCAUCCUUCCCACCAAACCCUAACCCUAACCCUAACCCUAACCCUAACCCUAAUUCCCACAUCUGAGCCUCCGAUUCCAAUCCUCUCUUCGUCUUCUUUGAUUUUCGCUUCUCUUGGUAGGCCUCGAUGGAUGGAGCAGGAGGGAGCGACGCUGAGCUUCUCUCGAGGACGCUGCAGUUCGAGCACAAACUCUUCUACUUCGAUCUGAAGGAGAAUCCGCGGGGCCAGUAUCUUAAGAUCUCCGAGAAGACCUCCGCCACGCGCUGUACCAUCAUCGUCCCUGCUGAUGGCAUCGCGUGGUUCCUUGAGCUUUUUGAUUAUUAUGCCAACACUGAUGAGCAGGAUGCUGUUAAUAAGCAACUCAAGCUUGAGACCAAGGUUUUUACUUUCGAUAUUGGAGAGAAUAAGAGGGGGCGAUUUCUGAAGAUCUCAGAAGCAUCUGUUAAUAGAAAUCGCAGCACGAUUAUUGUUCCUGCAGGGAGCUCUAGUGGAGAAGGGUGGGCUGCAUUCAGGAACAUAUUGCUGGAGAUAAAUGAGAAAGGCUCACAACUUUUCAUGGUACCUGAUCAGCAGCAACAUAUGGAGCCUUCAGAACGGCUGCCUGGGCUUUCAGAUGAUGUUGGAGCUGGUUUCAUACCCGGCCGUAGCACCCAAUUAGCAUCUGGAUCAGCAGAGCUCAGCGUGGAUCGGUUGAUUGAAUUGCCCCCACAGGAUGAAGUCGGAGGAUUAGGCACGUCAAAAGUGAUGCGGGCAGAUCAAAAGCGAUUCUUCUUUGAUUUAGGUAGCAACAACAGGGGUGAUUUUCUGAGGAUAUCAGAGGUUGCAGGAGCAGACCGCUCAUCCAUCAUCCUACCACUUUCUGGGCUCAGGCAGUUCCAUGAAGUAAUUGGCCAUUUUGUGGAGAUAACCAAAGAUAGACUUGAAGGUUUAACAAGCGUGAAUGUCCGGAAUGUGGAUCAGAGAUAAUCAAUCAGUUUGGUUUUCAUGGCAUGAAGCAUACCUUUGUUCUAUUCUAAUUUGCAGUUAUGGAUAAUAACCAGUCCCUGUUCGAAGCUGGAGAACAUGUAAGCUACCGCCUUGAUCUCUCCUCGAAGAAGAAAUAACAGAGACAACGUAUAAUUUCCAGCAUCUUCAUCGUUCAGUGGUGUGUAAAUCUCCUCAAUUCAUCAUAUCAUGCCUCCGAAUAAUGAAGCCAUAAACUUCACCGGUAAAUGGCCGUGUUUUACUUAGUCUGAGGAUGAGUUUUAGUGGGCUUUUUAAGUUUGUGUAAGCUAUUACUAGACAUAUCUCUGCAACAUAUAUAUCUGGUUGUGUUCUACUUAUUUCUUGUUUCCCAGGUUUGAUUUCUCCAAGCAACAAGUUUAAGUUUAUCUAUCUCUAUUUAGCAAAUUGUUGCAUCAGAAAAAUUUGGAGUGGUUAUGUUUUUUUAAAGAGCCUUUUGUUUCAUGGUAAUAUGUCAUUACCACGUAACGAGAUUACCAUGGUAA
Molecule: messenger RNA, 1522 nt
Organism: Dioscorea cayenensis subsp. rotundata (Guinea yam)
Lineage: Eukaryota; Viridiplantae; Streptophyta; Magnoliopsida; Dioscoreales; Dioscoreaceae
Product: transcription factor Pur-alpha 1-like
Exons: 5
Coding region: 162-1001 (279 amino acids)
Biological process (GO): regulation of transcription by RNA polymerase II
Cellular component (GO): nucleus
Molecular function (GO): DNA-binding transcription factor activity, RNA polymerase II-specific; purine-rich negative regulatory element binding; RNA polymerase II transcription regulatory region sequence-specific DNA binding
Source: RefSeq, a predicted model, not a curated record